This is a messenger RNA of Zygosaccharomyces rouxii, 1275 nucleotides long. RefSeq names its product Chl4p (gene CHL4). The record is from RefSeq and is a predicted model, not a curated record. The transcript has a single exon. Gene Ontology annotation, biological process: chromosome segregation; CENP-A containing chromatin assembly. Bases 1 to 1275 code for a protein of 424 amino acids. Lineage: Eukaryota; Fungi; Ascomycota; Saccharomycetes; Saccharomycetales; Saccharomycetaceae.
AUGGAAUUGAGUGAUGAUUUCAUCCCCAAGCAAGAUCGGAAAGUUCUGCUAAAAAAGCUCGGCCGCUUGCCCCUGACGGUUUUAUGUCAUUUGGUUGAGCACUGGAGUCAUAAAUAUGAUCCUGCUAAUGGGAUGAGCCCAGAUAAAUUGGCUCAUAUUAUGUCUGGCUAUUUGAAAAGAAGAGCUAAUCGGAAGACUGUUGUUGCGAGGAUUUUGCUCGAAUUUUGGCCUCAAGGGUUGUCACUAUAUCAAUUGGCGCAGAUCGACUCCUAUACGCUUGUACAGAGGCCAAAUUUAUUAUUUUGGAAAUCGACCACUGCAAUUGAUCCUAAUGGUAUAAAAAAGGUCUUGAAUUUGGAUCCAAAUAGUUUCGUUCACAAUUUGAAGGAGGAUAUCCACCGGCUAUACCUCUCCCAUAUAUACAUCUUUAAGCAUCCUGAACUUCCAUCGAUAAUAUGUCGAAUACAACUUUUUGAACCCCACAAUUUGGUUGAAAAUGGAAAUGAGCCAAAUUUAAUUUCUAGAAGCCCUUACUAUGUGGUUUUUCCCAUGAAUUCUCCCAAUGUCAUACAUUCUUCUGAUGAUGAUUCCUAUGCACAAUUGAUUCUACAAAGUGUACAAAGAACAAUUGCUGAAAAAGAUCCCAUAGUUUUGAGGCAAAAUGAUGAUCCACCGGUGAAAUCCUUAGAGACAAUGCACGUUUUGAAAGGUGUAUCAAGAUAUUCAAAUUCUUUGGGACCUUGGUCCAAAUACGCAGAUGCAGAUUUCGAUAUAUCUCCAUUUGAUAAUUAUGGAAACCAUAUUUCUGUGAAGGGUAAAAGAGUAGUUACUGGAGUUUAUGAUGAUGAUGAUCCAGGAUCCAAAAGACAACGGCUAGAAAAUAUUAUGCUACGAUUUAAAGGCUCAAAAAAAGGCGUUAAAGCCAAAAAGGCCUACGAAGUUCAACGAUUCAACUCCAGGAUGCACCAUCUACAGAAGGAUUUCCCGAAAAUGGACGCAGCGGAUACGGUAUCCAAAUAUGCCUCUUUGAUUCCCGUUAACAAGGUAAAUUUCGUAGAUAAACAAGAUCUAUCGGAUGAUCGAGGUCAAGUUUCUAUAAGGUUCAAGUUUCGUGGUAACGAUGUCUUUGGUGGAUUGCAUGAGUUAUGUGAUGAAGGUAAUAUAGAUAUUGAUAGAGUUCCUGGUUGGUUAACCGGAGAAAAUGGAUUAGAUUCUGGAACUAUUCUAAACGGUGAAUUUAUAAAAGAAGAGAAGAGGAAAGGUGGACUAAUCUGA